CGCGCAGAAUAUCUCCCCCGAGCUCGCGGGUACUAUUGUCAGCCCGUAUAUUUGGACCUACCUGUGGCGACCGAGCCCAAAUCUCCACGAGCUGCAGCAGAACUUCCAACGCGAGCUCAUCUCAUGAAUUCGAACCGAUGACAUCGACUUUAAAGCCUGGUUGGCUCGCUGACCUCCGCACAAGAAUAGGAAAAUGCAUACUGUUCGGUCUCAAGGCAGAACAAGUGACGGAAGCAUCUGCUCUUCUUCAAGACUUAGCACGAGACUGGAGGGAGCUGGUGGCUGGCAGCGAAGGCUUCCUGACGGCCAAAUCCAGGAGAGGUAUUUUCAGGCAGAGGGUAGCGUGGGGUGAAAUGGAUGUAAUGGGGCAUGUCAAUAACACCGCCUACAAUCGCUAUGCCGAAUCAGCACGGAUGAACUGGCUCUUAAAUUUUGGUACACAUUUUGAUCCAGCGCAUAAUAUACAGUGGGCUGAGCUGCAGUCAUCGAGGGGCAUUGGGCUCAUCAUGCGAAGUAUUCGCACUGAUUACAAAUUUCCGAUGACAUACCCUGAUAGGGUAACAGUAUAUCAUAAACUCCGUUCUCUUCCAACCUCGCGUGAUGACAGCUUUAUCCUAGAUGUCAUGAUCUUGUCAGAGAGGCAUCAACGCGUAGCUGCAAGAUGCGUUGAAGACGUGGUUGUCUACGAUUAUAGGCAGCAAAAUAAGGUCCCGCUUCCGCCAUUUGUGCACGCUCAAUUCGAAGAGGCGUUUAUGCUGCAAGAAGAGGCAAAGUGGGAUUGCAGUGACCACGCAAGAGAUCUCGCUGAAAGGGUGCGAAGUUUAGAGAGGCAGAGUUGGGAUCGAGCAGAUGCCAAGGAGGAUCUUGGUAGUGCUUCACCUUGACUAUCGACUCAGCUUUGACGCAUGUAAAUAUCGUGACUCGUAUAUACCUUCAUGUCGAAAAUUUCACACGAAA
Xylona heveae TC161 is the source of this 957-nucleotide messenger RNA. RefSeq names its product Thioesterase/thiol ester dehydrase-isomerase. Gene Ontology annotation, molecular function: fatty acyl-CoA hydrolase activity. Lineage: Eukaryota; Fungi; Ascomycota; Xylonomycetes; Xylonales; Xylonaceae. Bases 138 to 884 code for a protein of 248 amino acids. The record is from RefSeq and is a predicted model, not a curated record. The transcript is spliced from 4 exons.